AUGGGUUUUAAUCUAGCGGUUAAUUCUAAGAGGAAUUUCAAAUGCCCUUCAGGAUGCUCCUGCUCCAAGGAUACCAUCAUCUGCGUUGGCACAACGGCAAUGCCUCGAACCAUUCCGACUGAUAUCAAUUCUUUGAGCAUGGUGAAUGGUUCUAUUGCUGAACUCACAGAAGGGCUUUUCGCUCUCAUGCCAUCCCUUCAGCUGCUGCUUCUCAAUUCUAAUUCUUUGACCACAAUAAAAGAUGAUGCCUUUUCUGGGCUUUCUCGUCUUGAAUAUUUAUUUAUUGAAGGAAACAAGAUUGAAACCAUCACCAAAUACGCCUUAAGAGGUCUACGGGAUCUCACUCAUUUAUCCCUGGCCAAUAAUGGAAUGACUUUCUUGCCAAGAGAUCUCUUCUUUGACUUGGAUUCCCUGCUGGAACUGGACCUGCGGGGGAACUCCUUCCAGUGUAACUGUGAGACCCGGUGGCUGAUGGUGUGGCUGAAGAACACCAACGCCACCGCCUCCGACGUCCUCUGCUCCGGCCCCGGGGACAUGAAGGGCAAGAAGCUCAAUGACCUGCCGCUACCCCCCGGAGAGUGUAUCUCCACAGACUUCAUCCGUCACCAGGCUAUCCCCAUCCAAUCGAUGUCGGCGGACAUCUUCUCCUCUAAAGAGGACAUCUAUGUUGCCAUGGCGGCGCCUUACUCCAACAGCUGUGUGGUCAUGGAAUGGGACCACAUCGAAAUGAACUUCAGAAAAUUUGAUAACAUUACAGGGAAAUCGGUGGUGGGCUGCAAGUCGGUGGUGAUCGAGGACCACGUCCUGAUCCUGGUCACACAGCUCUUCGGCGGCUCCCACAUCUACAAGUUCGAAGCCGGGCAGAACAAGUUCACCAUGUUCCAGACCAUCGAGUUGUUCAACAUCUCCAAGCCCAACGACAUCGAGGUCUUCCAGAUGGACGGCGACUGGUACUUUGUCAUCGUGGACAGCUCCAAGGCGGGCAUCUCCACGCUGUACAAGUGGAUGGACCAGCCCGAGCGCAAUGAGACCGGCUUCUUCUCCUACCAGUUCCUCCACGAGUGGUUCCGCGACACGGACGCCGAGUUUGUCCAGCUGGACGGCAAGUCCUACCUCAUCCUCUCCAGCCGCUCCCAGGCGCCCGUCAUCUACGUGUGGAACAAAAGCACCCUGAAGUUCAUGCCCCACGGCGAGGUCCCCAUGGUGGACGAGGUGCUGGCGGUGCAGGCGUUCCGCGUGGGCGGCAGCGACACCUACCUGGCCUUGACCUGCUACAUCGGGGACUCCAGGGUGCUGAAGUGGAGCAGCAAGCAGUUCACCGAGGUGCAGGCGCUGCCGUCGCGCGGGGCCAUGUUGCUCCAGCCCUUCGCCUUCGGGGAACGCCACUACCUAGCCCUGGGCAGCGACUUCUCCUUCACGCAGAUCUUCCUGUGGGACGGCGAGAGCCAGAGCUUCGUGAAGUUCAAGGACAUCUACGUGCAGUCGCCGCGCUCCUUCACCGUGGUGAACACCGACAGGCGGACCUUCAUCUUCUCCUCCAGCUUCAAGGGGAAGUCCAUGGUGUUUGAGCACGUCAUCGUGGACUUGAGUCUGUAG
Molecule: messenger RNA, 1596 nt
Organism: Gadus chalcogrammus (walleye pollock)
Lineage: Eukaryota; Metazoa; Chordata; Actinopteri; Gadiformes; Gadidae
Product: leucine-rich repeat LGI family member 2-like
Exons: 8
Coding region: 1-1596 (531 amino acids)
Biological process (GO): inhibitory synapse assembly
Molecular function (GO): protein binding
Source: RefSeq, a predicted model, not a curated record